AUGGGUAUCGACUUGAAAUCGCCCUCUGGGGAAGCUGCCCCCGCUGUGAAUACUAAUCUCGAUGCGGACAAUGUGGACAAGUAUGAUAAAGAGACGGACAGCAUCAUUGAAUAUGAGUCUCAGCCUAAAUGGUGGAAUUCUUCAUUCCUACAAAAGAGGUCUUUCGCGGCCUUUAUUGCCUGUCACAUCCUACUCCUCGCUGCGGUCAUAGCUCUGCGGCUAGUGGACAGGUUCAACGAUGGUAUCGAGACGGCCGAGCACGGCGGGCAUUUCUCAUGGACGUACGGCCCAACAGCAAUUCUCACCGUCGUUGCGGCUUUGUGGGGCCAGGUCGAACACCGCACGAAGCAGCUUUUGCCGUGGGCGAUCCUCAGACAGAACCCGACAGCAGCGUCGGACACGCUUCUGCAAGACUACAUCACGCAGUCGCAGCCGGAAGUACUAGUCCACUCCUGGAAGCGAGCGCAUUGGACUGUGUUUAUCGCGACGGCGUGCUCGCUGCUGAUCAAGUUGAUUACUGUAGCGUCAACGGGCCUUCUGGUGUUGCAGGCGGAACAGGACAGGCCUCGCAACUGCUCACUUACUGCAGUGGAUGGCUUUGGGUCGAGUUUUAAUACCUCCUACCUGGGCGGUAUUCCUGUGUCUAAUAUGAUAGCGCUGGCGCAUCGCAACAUCUCCUUUCCACCAGGCACGUCCGCGGACAUAGCUUUUCCGACUCUGACGGUAGAGGAGGCUUUUCAAAGUGCAGAGAACUUCAGUACACAUGCGACCGUCGAUGCCUUUCAUCCUUUCCUGGAAUGUGAAACCGGGAAUUUCUCUAUCGUAAACGCAAGUUGUAUCGGGAACAGCGGCUGCGUCGGCACAAACACAUAUUUCAAGGUCGACUCGCCAUCAUGCGAGCUUUUUAACGAAAUGGAGCAUGUCCAGACGCUAGCAGACUUCUCCGGCCCCUCCUGGAGCUCGUUGUCCAGUCAAUUGAAUGGCAGGGCGGCGGAAGGCGCCAUCUUUACCGCGAACUGCACAAGUUCGUCAGCUCAACCGGAAAGGCGUCUCAUAGCCGCGGUUGGUUUAAUGGACGUGUCCGUUUCUGAGGGACGUAACGUCACGGUUUCAUUGCUUAACUCUACACUUCUGGUAUGUAAGCCGAGGUAUAUUAUCGGAAAGACGGCGGUUGAGGUCGACAGUGAGGGCACAUUAAUCAGCGGCGGUCUCCUACCUAAGACCCAAUCUUCUGACCCACGUCUCCGGCCCUGGUCUGAUUGGGAGAUGUCCAGGUUCUUUGAGCAGCCAACCUAUCUAAGCACUCUAGACGUUCUCGAAACCAUGGACGAUCUCUCAAACUUCUACAAUUCGGCAUAUCCCAUUUCCUGGAACGAACCCCUCAAGGCUGUUCAGGCAUGGACUACACCGAACAAUAUUACCAAGGUCCUGGAUCCGCAGAAUCUACAAGACUUGGUAAGCAGGACUUUUAGCAUGGUUGUUGUUCAAACUGCAAAACAGUACCUCAUGGAUACUUCGAACCAAACAAUUUCUGGAAUCUGCCGUGCCACUGAACAACGAGUCAGAGUUCACAACUUGUCCUUCUACAUCAUGGCCGUCACGUUGGGUAUACUUCUUCUUUUAACGGCCCUUUUAUGGUAUAUGACGCCACGCGAUGUCGUCAGCAGAGACCCACGGUCUAUUGGAGGGUUGGCAACUAUCUUUGCAAGAAGCGCAUCUCUCUCCAACCAUCUGGCCGAAAUAGGCGCUACUCAACUGGAGAGAAUACGGUACAAAUUACUCGGUUAUCAGUGCUGGACUUCGAUUGGAGACGCUUCGAAAAACUUUGCUUUCAGCAUCGAGAUGAGAUCUGAUCCAGAACUCGUCCGAACGGAGAUACCGGGGUCGAAACUGGAUCCCGAGAAACUUCACUCUACGCAGUGGUGGCAUCCACUCUCACUGUCGCCAGUCUUCAAAUCCGUCGUCAUCGCCAUCCUCAUUGUCCUCAUCAUCGCCCUCGAAAUCACGUACCGCCUGGCCAAAAAGAGCGACGGUCUCGCCACAGUCAGCACCGAAGGAUAUGUUCAUUACGCAUGGUCAUACGUGCCGGCCGCGGUCAUGGUAUCCAUGCAGACCUGCGUGGGGAUGGUUUCGUUUUCGUCUCUCGUUAUCUCUCCGUACUAUGCCUUGAGGCGAAAGGUUUCUGUCGGACGGGAAACCAUUCUCCGCGACUAUCUUUCCCACACGGCCAUCCAAUCCCUAUGGCACUCUUUCCUCAACCGAGACUUCGCUGUAGCCACGAUCGCGUUGUGCAUGCUCCUCACGCCGAUACUUACGAUUGCCGUGAGCGGUUUGUUUACUGCAGCGCAAGUGAAUGAGAUGUGGAACGUUGAUAUUACCGUCGUGAGCAACUUCAAGCAAUCGGGUUUCUCGUUCAAUGAUUCUGCGACUGGCUUGGCGAGCUGGGGUGGAGAUGUCAGCUUCCUCCUUGGGCUCUUGUUCACUCAACAGGUUUCCUAUCCGGCAGGGACGUUUAGAGAGUUUGCUUUCCCCGAGUUGCGCCUUGACAGUGUCACCGGAACCGAUGUCUACCAUGGCGACCUCCCCGCCGAGCGGCAGUUCUGGAACGGAUCGAGCGUUGUUGCAGUACUGCCGGCAAUAAGGGCAAACCUCAAUUGCACAGUUGUAAAAGAGCAUAAUGCGAAUGCUUCUGACUACCUUUUCAAACAGACAUUUCCGUCGCUUCCAGGCUGUCCUGAGAUUGGGUCAUUCCCUACGGGGUACAUGGGCUCAUCCCAGCGCUUUGGCUACUUUUCAUUGGACACCAACAAGUCUUCUAUUCGACCGAAAGGCUGCCCUGACGCAGGCGGAGUUCUUGGACUGAACGAAACUCAUUGGACGGCCUUUGUCUGCGAUAGCUCUUUUGUGGAAUUAGACGUAGCCACCACAAUGCGGCAACGAGACUACAAAGUCACUAACGCCGAACCAAUCGAGAACAGCACACGGCCUUUCUCAAACGCAUCCCUAUCUGGCUCCGGCAUGUCGAUACCCGGCAAUUUUCUGCCCAACACCUUUGGCGGCGACGAUGGCUCCUCGGCUUUCGACUCGAGCUUCCAAGCCAUCAUGGCACAGACGGGCUACGACCCCGGCACCUUCCCAGUCGAGGCCUACCUCGACGACAACGCUGCGCGGCUUUUCGCCGAGCUCGAAAGCUUCUGGCGCAUCGUAAUGGCGCAAGCCGCGAACCGCGCUCUGCGCGUUUCUGCGCCGCCCAGCACGCCUGCCAUCAACGGCACGCUGAUCAACCCCAACAUGUGGCGCCUCCAGCAGAACACCGUUUCCACGCGCGUCUUGCAAGGCUUUUUGGGCGCCAUAACGCUGUGUGUUGCUGUUUCGUUCUACCUCAUGGACACCCGCGAGGUCCUCCCUAUGAACCCUUGCAGCAUUGCCGCCGUUGCGAGUUUGGUGGCCGGGGCGGAGAUGCUGAACCCGGAUGUUACGCCGAAAGGGGCGGAGUGGUUGAGCGAUCAUGAGAUGGAGAAGAGGGGGGUCUGGAGUGGGCAUAAGUUCGGCUUGGGUUGGUGGGGAGAAAAGGAAAGCGUGGAUAGAAGGUACGGUAUUGAUAUGGGGAGAGCGGAGCAUGACUGAUCGGUUGAGGAGUGUGUGGUAUUUACUUGUACGGUUGGGAAUUUGGAUACUAAUCUAUAAUCCCGCUUCCUGGGGCUGCGGCUUCUUUCUUUUC
Aplosporella prunicola CBS 121167 is the source of this 3721-nucleotide messenger RNA. RefSeq lists its product as uncharacterized. The coding region runs from base 1 to 3627 and encodes 1208 amino acids. The transcript has 3 exons. NCBI's taxonomy places the organism in Eukaryota, Fungi, Ascomycota, Dothideomycetes, Botryosphaeriales, Aplosporellaceae. The record is from RefSeq and is a predicted model, not a curated record.